AUGCGCUUCGCACCUGUCCCCUGCGCGGUGGGGUUGCUGUGCUGUGUUCUGGUGCUGGGCUCGGUACCAUUGGGGACCUCGUUCCCCGUCCAGGACGAGGGGAAACCGGGCAUAACGUUUCUGGAAGAGGUCGGGCGUCUCCGGGUCGGGUUCAACUGGCGGAACCUGACCUGCCCGGUGUGUAAAGUCCUCUUCACCAUACUAGACAUCGCUCUGUUGGUAAGAAGUUAACAAAUGGCACGCUAUUCCCUAUAUAGUGCAGUACUUUUGAUCAGAGCCAAAUGGGCCCUGGCAGACUAUUCUCUCAGGGCAGCCUGAGGGCUCUUCAACUAACAACCUGUGCUAACGGGGGUUAGUACACCGUAAAAGCCUGGACCGCUUGGCACAUGUACAGUGAGGGGAAAAAAGUAUUUGAUCCCCUGCUGAUUUUGUACGUUUGCCCACUGACAAAGAAAUGAUCAGUCUAUAAUUUUAAUGGUAGGUUUAUUUGAACAGUGAGAGACAGAAUAACAACAAAAAUAUCCAGAAAAACGCAUGUCAAAAAUUGUAUAAAUUGAUUUGCAUUACAUUCACCGCAUCAAAGGGACGCUGGACAGGGGGUUUCAAAGCUUACCCUACGAGGUCCGGACAACUGCUGGUUUUCUGUUCUACCUGAAUUUGAGGGCUGUAGUGUGUUCAAACAAAGAAGACUGACAGGGAAGUUGUCUUCAUAAAACCAUGACUCCGUUUUGAGACGACAUGUUUCAGAAGUCACAAAGGUCUUUGCAAUUACAGCUGAUCAUGUGAGUUGGUACAGCUGAUCAUGUGAGUUGGUACAGCUGAUCAUGUCAGUGCAGCACCUAACCUUGACCUGGUUCAGUAAACCGCACCGCUCAUCUGUGUGACUUGAGUUGUCAUAGCUGUAUCAAACUAGCAAUGCCAAUGGGCACGCAAUAGACAGGUUGUUUGCCCACUGUGGUCCUCUGUAGCUCAGCUGGUAGAGCACGGCGCUUGUAACGCCAAGGUAGUGGGUUCGAUCCCCGGGACCACCCAUACACAAGAAAAAUGUAUGCACGCAUGACUGUAAGUCGCUUUGGAUAAAAGCGUCUGCUAAAUGGCAUAUUAUUAUUAUAUUAUAUUAUUGUUUAGCAACAGAACCGAUACGGGUGCUACUCUGUGGUAAAACAGACAGGGUUGGUUUAGACUGAUGACAUGUAAACUAUACUUCAUCUCCAUGUUUAUUGAAAACGUAAAUACAUUUUGCACAAUGAGGGCUUGACGUUUUCAAGUAAAUCCUUAGCUAGCUAGAGAAUUUUAUCCAUAUUAGCAAUGACAUGAAAUCAGUCAAAACAAGACAUGGUGUCAAGAACGAGCUCAAACGAGCCACGUACGAUCCCCCACAUGGCAGCGUCUUGUAAUUGUUUCCAGCUAUCUGACCAUUCAAAAAUCAUAACCCACACCUUCCGGCUACAUCAAUGCGCGUGCGUUAUUCCCGUGACGUUGUCAGACAACCUGUGUUUGAGUCCCAAAUAGCACCCUAUUUCCUUUUUAUAGGGCAUUGCAUUUGACCAGGACCCAUACAGAAUAGGGUACCGUUUGGGACAGAGACAUAGAUGUUCCAUAAUACUUCAUCCCAGUAGCAAGCGCUCCAGGCCUAUUAAUCUCUUUCAAUGUAUUAUUUAUUUAACCUUUAUUUAACUAGGCAAGUAAAGUUAAGAACACUCUUAUUUACAAUCACGGCCUACACCGGCCAAACUAAAGGUAGUUGAAAUGACGAGCAACCAGAAUCACAUAUAAAUAUAUAUAUUUUUUUACAUUUCUUUUAAAUUUUUAGUCAUUUUACAACUUGCAGCUUUUGUUAACCAGGGUAUAAGUCGAUCUCUUGUCUAAAGACAAACUGAAAGUGACAAUAUUAGAGGCCUGACUGGAAGACGGCUCUGUGGUUAGGCCUGGUGCUGAGUGAACGUCACUGGACUGGAAGACGGCUCUGUGGUUAGGCCUGGUGCUGAGUGAACGUCACUGGACUGGAAGACGGCUCUGUGGUUAGGCCUGGUGCUGAGUGAACGUCACUGGACUGGAAGACGGCUCUGUGGUUAGGCCUGGUGCUGAGUGAACGUCACUGGACUGGAAGACGGCUCUGUGGUUAGGCCUGGUGCUGAGUGAACGUCACUGGACUGGAAGACGGCUCUGUGGUUAGGCCUGGUGCUGAGUGAACGUCACUGGACUGGAAGACGGCUCUGUGGUUAGGCCUGGUGCUGAGUGAACGUCACUGGACUGGAAGACGGCUCUGUGGUUAGGCCUGGUGCUGAGUGAACGUCACUGGACUGGAAGACGGCUCUGUGGUUAGGCCUGGUGCUGAGUGAACGUCACUGGACUGGAAGACGGCUCUGUGGUUAGGCCUGGUGCUGAGUGAACGUCACUGGACUGGAAGACGGCUCUGUGGUUAGGCCUGGUGCUGAGUGAACGUCACUGGACUGGAAGACGGCUCUGUGGUUAGGCCUGGUGCUGAGUGAACGUCACUGGACUGGAAGACGGCUCUGUGGUUAGGCCUGGUGCUGAGUGAACGUCACUGGACUGGAAGACGGCUCUGUGGUUAGGCCUGGUGCUGAGUGAACGUCACUGGACUGGAAGACGGCUCUGUGGUUAGGCCUGGUGCUGAGUGAACGUCACUGGACUGGAAGACGGCUCUGUGGUUAGGCCUGGUGCUGAGUGAACGUCACUGGACUGGAAGACGGCUCUGUGGUUAGGCCUGGUGCUGAGUGAACGUCACUGGACUGGAAGACGGCUCUGUGGUUAGGCCUGGUGCUGAGUGAACGUCACUGGACUGGAAGACGGCUCUGUGGUUAGGCCUGGUGCUGAGUGAACGUCACUGGACUGGAAGACGGCUCUGUGGUUAGGCCUGGUGCUGAGUGAACGUCACUGGACUGGAAGACGGCUCUGUGGUUAGGCCUGGUGCUGAGUGAACGUCACUGGACUGGAAGACGGCUCUGUGGUUAGGCCUGGUGCUGAGUGAACGUCACUGGACUGGAAGACGGCUCUGUGGUUAGGCCUGGUGCUGAGUGAACGUCACUGGACUGGAAGACGGCUCUGUGGUUAGGCCUGGUGCUGAGUGAACGUCACUGGACUGGAAGACGGCUCUGUGGUUAGGCCUGGUGCUGAGUGAACGUCACUGGACUGGAAGACGGCUCUGUGGUUAGGCCUGGUGCUGAGUGAACGUCACUGGACUGGAAGACGGCUCUGUGGUUAGGCCUGGUGCUGAGUGAACGUCACUGGACUGGAAGACGGCUCUGUGGUUAGGCCUGGUGCUGAGUGAACGUCACUGGACUGGAAGACGGCUCUGUGGUUAGGCCUGGUGCUGAGUGAACGUCACUGGACUGGAAGACGGCUCUGUGGUUAGGCCUGGUGCUGAGUGAACGUCACUGGACUGGAAGACGGCUCUGUGGUUAGGCCUGGUGCUGAGUGAACGUCACUGGACUGGAAGACGGCUCUGUGGUUAGGCCUGGUGCUGAGUGAACGUCACUGGACUGGAAGACGGCUCUGUGGUUAGGCCUGGUGCUGAGUGAACGUCACUGGACUGGAAGACGGCUCUGUGGUUAGGCCUGGUGCUGAGUGAACGUCACUGAUGGAAGACGGAGACUGAAAAAUUGGGCUGAAGCAUGAUAUUGAGAUCUGACGAUCACAACCAAAAAUGGUGGAUUUAACCAAAAAUGGUGGAUUUAAGUGAUGAUGUCCCACUCAGACCGUUGUAACAGUUCCGGUCUGCUUAGACACCAAUGUGAUGGCAGCUGGGUCUUGUCUGCUUAGACACCAAUGUGAUGGCAGCUGGGUCUUGUCUGCUUAGACACCAAUGUGAUGGCAGCUGGGUCUUGUCUGCUUAGACACCAAUGUGAUGGCAGCUGGGUCUUGUCUGCUUAGACACCAAUGUGAUGGCAGCUGGGUCUUGUCUGCUUAGUUCAUUGACUGUAGAUGAACCAGGGGAAAAAAAGGAGCCAAUGAAAUGUCUCGCUUUUCUCUAUAGUCUGUCAACCUGGUUAGAAGAUUCACCAAAUCAAGAGGGAAUAAGCAGGGAAUCUGGAAUCCUCCCAUCAGGGUUUUGUGAUUUUUGCAACCCUAGUUUCAACUUGUAUAAUUUCAUAUCUGAGGAAAUUGGUGGUUGUCUCUCUCUUCUCCCAUGUACAGUGAUGUGAAUGUUGAGCAGGCCGUGGGUGAGGCCUGUAUCCGUCUGUCUAACCUCUCUCUUCACUACUUCCUCUCCCAUGUAGAGUGAUGUUAAUGAGGAGCGUGUAGCGCGGGCCGUGGGAGAGGCCUGUAUCCGUCUCCACCUGGCUGAAGAGCGGGUCUGUCGACAAAUCACGGAGCUGUUCAGAGAUGACUUCAUCAGGUAGGCUUGGGAUUGGUCCUGAUUCUCUGACAUCAUCCUCUUUUUCAUGAAUAAAUGUUUCAAAUCCAACAUUUUUCCUGAUCUAUCAUGAGUCUGCUGCAGCGCAUGGUAGGACAGUGACUGCAUACACAUCUGAAGAGAUUCUGUCCUCAGCAUUUAUUUAAUGAGGUGACGUGCUCGCUGCUCCUGGACUACAUGCCUUUUUGUUUUGAUGGAGAUGGGUAGAUUUAAGUAAUGGUUAUGUCCUUCAUCCUGUUUUCAGGGCCUUGCAGCAGUCUCUGUUGUGGCCGUCGGAGGCCUGUGCUGUGCUGGUGGGGAGGUCAUGCGGACGCUUCGAUAUCUAUGCCCCCUGGAACGUUACCCUACCCCAGAUCCCAAAACCCCCAGUCACCCCACCCACGCCCCCCAAGCCCGGAGCACCACAGAGCAGGGUCCUCUUCCUCACAGACAUACACUGGGAUCAGGUAAGUCAAUGUGGUAGCACAGUUUUUCAGGCCUCUCCUCAGGGAAGACGUUUCACCGUGGCUGUAGUCCUGAACUAGCUCACCUAAUUUCGCUAAUCAUUAAGUUGUUGACAAGUUCAAUUGGGUGUGCUCUGGAGUAGUGGGUAUCUAUUCACUUAGAUCAUUCCUUUUGAGAACGCAGUAGCUAUACAACGAUAUAUAACAUAUACAGAAAAGACAGGAAUGCCUAUAGGGGAGGUGAUGCCGUAUAUGUUCAGAGCCAUAUACCUGUGAAGCUUAUGUUAAGUGUUGUGGUUGCAAGUUCACCUGCCUCAUCUAAAUCAUCUUAUUUAGUGGUGCUGCUAUAGGCCAAGUGUUAACAGUCAGUAUUUGGAUAAUGGUUGCAAUGCUUGAUAGUGUGUGAUGUUAACAGAGGUCUAUUUCCUGGGUGACCUGAUUGGUUGGCAACUAGCUAUGAAGAGGAAGCUUCUGUGACUAAUGGCUGUAACAUGACCCAGGUUAUCACUCAACCAACUACAGUGCAUACCAAUAGUGUUGGAUCUGUGAUCAUAUCUUCACUAAUGCUCCAGAGUUUUGCUCCAAAGCAAUAUCAAUUCCCAUUGGCUGUAGUGACCAUAACAUUGUGGCAAUGACAAGGCCAAAGGUUGGGCCUAAAGUAAUUUAUAAAGGAUCAUACAAAAUGUUGUUUAACCUCUUAAAUGUAAAGUCCCUGUAUUUGGGGACCUUAUUUAGAUUUUUAAAAAAUUCAAUUCAGUCCGGUAUGAGAACGGUAGCCGCUAUCUGCAAAAGCAGAGUGUCUUGGCUAUUGAUCUGUGCCUUAAAAUCUUUGGUGUGACCUACUACCAUAUAUGGGGAUACGAAUGUAUAAGUGCAGGCUGAGCCGAUGACCUCAUUUCAAGAUGGCUGCUACCUACGUUCCGGUUAGCGUUGUGAAGCAUAAACUAAGUAAACAUGGAAUACGUCGAUACACACCAAAAGCCACACCAAGAUCCGUAAGUAAAUUAGUUUAAUGACUUUAUAUAGCUACUACUAUGUAUUUCAUUUUUUAUAAGUUAUCUGCUUUCUGUGCUUUGGAUUUAGUUUACGUAGGCCUAUGUAAUUUCAAUGUUAUAUAAUUCCGAAGUAGUUAUUGUCUAUGUUUUCAUAUUAGUUUGCUGUUCUAAGUUUCAUCCUUGUAACUUUGGAGAGGCCACUAAACUCUCAUGGCCAUUGUUUAUUUGUGGUUCUCACCUCUGCUUUUGUCACCAAAGUGUUACUGUUUGCAGUGUGUGUGUGCUUCACACCUAUGUGAGUCACUGUACAGAAAGUUUAGGUGUUUUUACUUCACAGUAAUGUCGUUUUGUAAAUUUAGUCAACUGUAAUUCUGUGUGUCUUACAACAAUAUAUCCCUUUAUUUUAUUCACCGCAGAGGAUUUGGACGUUUGAGAGCCACCCCUCCCCAGCAAGCGCCCCCGCCGGUCAAGGUCUUCACCCCCCCCACUGCUAUGUCAAUCACCAUGUCUGAUGGUUCUACAUCCACUUUUCAUAGACCUCUUGAAAAAUAAAAUAGGGGCUUGUGGCACCAUUCCUCCUAACAGAAUGGGUUUCUCCAAGACCAAGGGAAACCACAUGACCAAGACAGCGGAGAGCGGGACCAUACGUUGGAUCAGGAUGAACCAGCUGCUUUUUGUGAAAUGGAAGGGCACUAGGGAAGUAACCAUGCUCACCACACAGCAUAAGGCAUUCAAUAACGACCAUGUCUCAAGGAGGGUGAAAAGGGAAGAAUGUUUCUGUGAAGGACUACAAUGCCAGCGUGGGGGGUGUCGACCGAUCCACAAGACCAGGAAGUGGUAUAAGACUUUUUGUUACCACUAUCCGACACACCAAAAGACAAAAAGGAAGAAACUGCACAAAACACAGGGGGGGGGGAAGAAUGGGUGAAAUGCCAGUUUGCAUUAUGUUUCCUGGCAGAGAGGGCCUGCUUCAAAGACUAUCACAACAUGCACAAGCUACGGUGAAAGUGAAAAUCGAAUCAUCUACACCCUGGGAAGUAAAAUGAACACGAAUGCUAAUGUAAACAGUUCAUUUGUAUGUGGGAGCAAAACAUUGGAUAUGCCUAGGCUAAAUGUUCAGGCACUUUGGAGAGGUUGAAAAAAACACUUGGAUAUCCCCUGUAUGUCCCCCGACACCACCGCAAUGUUUGAGAGAGGUUGGUGUUGUAGAAAUUUAGUUUCUAUGGUGAACAUUCACUUUUAGGCACAGCCAGUGUGCAAAAAUUACCACAUUUGGACCCUUUUGGAGAGGUUGAAUGUACCCUGGAUACCCCAUAACACCACCACAAUGUUUGAGUGAGGUUGAUAUGGUAGAAAUUGUUUUUAUACUGAACAAGUAGCAUUCAGGGAUUGUGAAACUGUAAUUAUCUAAUUUACAGACAUAUGCCACUUUGGAGAGGUUUAGGGACACUUGGAAACGUCCCGUGACCACACCUGACAACACAUACUAAAACAUCUGCCCAUUUCUAGUUGUUAGGUCUAUCAAUCCCUUUUUAAUUUUUUUUUAUGAUAUUGUUCACAUGUUGUGGAAGCCUAUCUGAUGUGUUUCCAGCUCCGGGCCAUCAAUAAUUCACUUAUUACAGCUUGUCAAUGAAAGAUGACUUUCAAAAUAAAAUAAAGUUAUUUUGUGUGUGUGCUUGAUCUUGUGUAUUCUGAACUAUGUAACUCCUAUCUUCUGAUGAUAAUUUCACUCAUCUCUCAGAUGUCUUUCCAAAUAUACCAAGUCAGGAUCAUGUAGUUACACCUGAAUAGCUUUAAAUUACUUUUGAGUUUGUCUAUUUAGGUGGAAAUCUACAUUUUUCCGUUUACAUUUAAGAGGUUAAUCUAAGUAAGUGGCUAAAUUAAGGUGACAGGGCAUCCUAUUGCGCGCCGGGUAGUAGGCGAACUUGCCGUUUUGAACCAUUUCAUGAAGGUACAGACUUUGCCUUCCCAGAGAGCAAAUCAAGUGCACUAUAGGCCCACCGCUGGCCAAUCGGAUGGCUCAGAUGACCAUGUCUGCAGUAACGUAGCAGGCGUAAAAGAAAGCUACAGCGAAGUUGAUACUGUGAGAUUUCAAAACGUUUUAAAACCAUGACGAGACCGUCAACGAAUACAGCAAAGAGCUGCUGUUUUUGAGUGACUUUUAAGUUCUUACUCAGCACUGUCAACACUUUGUAUUCAACACUUUCAUAAGCCAUAAAAUGCGCGUUCUUCCUAUUUCCACUCAGCGCUACAACAAGUACUGCAGCAGUAAUGAAUGAGUAGGAAAGUGGAUCUAUAGGCUUGUGUUAUUAUUAGCGUCUUGGGUCUUUUUUUAAUAUCGAGGAAUAUUUCACAUUCUCUGUUCGUAGGAGAAACAACAUGAAUUUGUGCAUGAGGCAGAAGUAAUGCGGUGCGACUCGAGUUUCGCCAUCAGCUGGAAGACGGUGUCCCUUUUUGUGGUCAGUGUCAGUGGAGGAAAGGGAGAGUGGAGGGAUGCUGAGAGGCAGUGGAGGAAAGGGAGAGUGGAGGGCUGGUGAGAGGCGAAGGAAAGGGAGAGAGGAGGGAUGGUGAGAGGCGAAGGAAAGGGAGAGAGGAGGGAUGGUGAGAGGCGAAGGAAAGGGAGAGAGGAGGGCUGGUGAGAGGCGAAGGAAAGGGAGAGAGGAGGGCUGGUGAGAGGCGAAGAAAAGGGAGAGAGGAGGGCUGGUGAGAGGAAAGGGAGAGAGGAGGGCUGGUGAGAGGCAGUGGAGGAAAGGGAGAGAGGAGGGCUGCUGAGAGGCGAAGGAAAGGGAGAGAGGAGGGAUGGUGAGAGGCAGUGGAGGAAAGGGAGAGAGGAGGGCUGGUGAGAGGCAGUGGAGGAAAGGGAGAGAGGAGGGCUGGUGAGAGGCGAAGGAAAGGGAGAGAGGAGGGAUGGUGAGAGGCGAAGGAAAGGGAGAGAGGAGGGCUGGUGAGAGGUGAAGGAAAGGGAGAGAGGAGGGCUGGUGAGAGGCGAAGGAAAGGGAGAGCGGAGGGCUGGUGAGAGGCGAAGGAAAGGGAGAGCGGAGGGCUGGUGAGAGGCAGUGGAGGAAAGGGAGAGAGAGGGCUGGUGAGAGGCGAAGGAAAGGGAGAGAGGAGGGAUGGUGAGAGGCAUAGGAAAGGGAGAGAGGAGGAUGGUGAGAGGCGCGGAGGAAAGGGAGAGAGGAGAGGGCUGGUGAGAGGCAGUGGAGGAAAGGGAGAGAGGAGGCUGGUGAGAGGCGAAGGAAAGGGAAGAGGAGGAGGGACUGGGGGUGAGAGGCUGAAGGAAAGGGGAGAGGACGGAGGGCUGGUGAGAGGCGAAGGAAAGGGAGAGAGGAGGGCUGGUGAGAGGUCGAAGGAAAGGGAGAGAGGAGGGCUGGUGAGAGGCGAAGGAAAGGGAGAGAGGGGCUGGUGAGAGGUGAAGGAAAGGGAGAGAGGAGGGCUGGUGAGAGGCGUGAAGGAAAGGGGAGAGAGGAGGGCUGGUGAGAGGCAAGUGGAGGAAAGGGGAGAGGAGGGAGGGCUGGUGAGAGGCAGUGGAGGAAAGGGAGAGAGGAGGGCUGGUGAGAGGCGAAGGAAAGGGAGAGAGGAGGGCUGGUGAGAGGCGAGGAAAGGGAGAGAGGAGGGCUGGUGAGAGGCAGUGGAGGAAAGGGAGAGAGGAGGGGCUGGUGAGAAGGGAAGGAAAGGCGAGAGCAGGAAGGGCGGUGGUGAGGAGGCAGUGGAAAGGGAGAGGGGAGCGGGCUGGUGGAGGCGAAGGAAAGGGAGAGAGGAGGGCUGGUGAGAGGCAGAAGGAAAAGGGAGAGAGGAGGGCUGGUGAGAGGCAGUGGAGGAAAGGGAGAGAGGAGGGCUGGUGAGAGUGGAAGGAAAGGGAGAGCGGAGGGCUGGUUGAGAGGCAGUGGAGGAAAGGGAGAAGCGGAUGGCUGGUGAGAGGAGGGAAGGAAAGGGAGAGGAGGGCUGGGGGAGAGGCAGGAAGGAAAGGGAGAGAGGAGGGCUGGUGAGAGGCAAGGAAAGGGAGAGAGGAGGGCUGGUGAGAGGCAGUGGAGGAAAGGGAGAGGAGGGCUGGGUGAGAGGAGGAAGGAAAGGGAGAGAGGAGGGCUUGGUGAGAGGAGAAGGAAAGGGAGAGAGGAGGGCUGGUGAGAGGCAGUGGAGGAAAGGGAAGAGGCGGAAGGGCUGGUGAGAGGCGAAGGAAAGGGGAGAGAGGAGGGCUGGUGGAGAGGGAAGGAAAGGAGAGAGGAGGUGGUGAGAGGCAGAGGAAAGGGAGAGAGGAGGGAUGGUGAGAGGCAGAGAGGAAAGGGAAGGAGGGUGGUGAGCGGCGAAGGAAAGGGAGAGAGAUGGAGGGCUGGGAGAGGCAGUGGAGGAAAGGGUGAGAGGAUGGGGCUGGUGAGAGGCGAAGGAAAGGGAGAGAGGAUGGGGGAGGGGAAAUGGUGAGAGGAAGUGGAGUGGAGGAAAGGGAGAGAGGAGGGAUGGUGAGAGCGUGGAGGAAAGGGAGAGAGGAGGGAUGGUGAGAAGAAGGUUGGAGGAAAGGGAGAGAGGAGGGCAUGGUGAGAGGCGAAGGAAAAAGGGAGAGAGGAGGGCUGGUGAGAGGCGAAGGAAAGGGAGAGCGGAGGGCUGGUGAGAGGCGAAGGAAAGGGAGAGAGGAGGGCUGGUGAGAGGUGGAAGGAAAGGGAGAGAGGAGGGCUGGUGAGAGGCAGGAGGAAAGGGAGAGAGGAGGGCUGGUGAGAGGGUGAAGGAAAGGGAGAGCGGAGGGUGGUGAGAGGCAGUGAAGGGGAAAGGGAGAGAGGAGGGCUGGUGAGAGGCAGAGUGGAGGAAAGGGAAGGAGAGGGUGGGUGAGAGGAAGUGGAGGAAAAGGGAAGAGAGAGGAGGGGUGGGGAGGCAGAAGGAAAGGGAAGAGGAGGGCUGGUGAGAGCGAAGAAGGAGGAAAGGGAGAGGAGAGAGGAGGGCAUGGUGAGAGGCAGGGGAGGGAGGAAAGGGAGAGAGGAGGGAUGUGAGAGGCGAAGGAAAGGGAGAGGAGGGCUUUGGUGAGAGGCAGUGGGAGGAAAGGGAGAGCGGAGGGCUGGUGAGAGGCGAAGGAAAGGGAGAGAGGAGGGCUGGUGAGAGGCGAAGGAAAGGGAGAGAGGAAGGGCUGGUGAGAGGCAGUGGAGGAAAGGAGAGAGAGGGGCUGUGAGAGGCGAAGGAAAUGGAGAAAGGGAGGGCUUGAGAGGUGGAGGAAAGGGAGAGAGGAGGGCUGGUGAGAGGCAGAAGAAAGGGAGAGAGGAGGGCUGGUGAGGGAGGGAAGGAAAGGGGAGGGAGAGGACGUGGGCAUGGUGAGAGGAAGAUGAGGAAGAGGCAGAGAGGAGGGCUGGUGAGAGGCAGUGGAGGAAAGGGAGAGAGGAGGGCUGGUGAGAGGCGAAGGAAAGGGAGAGAGGAGGGCUGGUGAGAGGCGAAGGAAAGGGAGAGAGGAGGGCUGGUGAGAGGCAGUGGAGGAAAGGGAGAGAGGAGGGCUGGUGAGAGGCGAAGGAAAGGGAGAGAGGAGGGCUGGUGAGAGGCGAAGGAAAGGGAGAGAGGAGGGCUGGUGAGAGGCGAAGGAAAGGGAGAGAGGAGGGCUGGUGAGAGGCAGUGGAGGAAAGGGAGGAGGAGGGAGGGUGAGAGGCAGUGGAGGAAAGGGAGAGAGGAGGGCUGGUGAGAGGCGAAGGAAAGGGAGAGAGGAGGGCUGGUGAGAGGCAGUGGAGGAAAGGGAGAGAGGAGGGCUGGUGAGAGGCAGUGGAGGAAAGGGAGAGAGGAGGGCUGGUGAGAGGCGAAGGAAAGGGAGAGAGGAGGGCUGGUGAGAGGCAUGGAAGGAAAGGAGAGGGAGGGCUGGUGAGAGGCGAAGGAAAGGGAGAGAGGAGGGCUGGUGAGAGGCAUGAGGAAAGGGAGGAGGAGGGCUGGUGAGAGGCGAAGGAAAGGGAGAUGGGAGGAGGGCUGGUGAGAGGCGAAGGAAAGGAGAGAGGAGGGCUGGUGAGAGGCGAAGGAAAAGGGAGAGAGGAGGGCUGGUGAGAGGCGAAGAAAGGGGGAGAGGAGGGCUGGUGUGAGGAGCAUUGGAGGAAAAGGGAGAGCGGAGGGCUGGUGAGGAAGGCGAAGGAAAGGGAGAGAGGAUGGGCUGGGUUGAGGAAGGGCAGUAGGAGGAAAACGGGAGAUAGGAGGUAUGGGCUGUGAUAGGCAAGUGGAGGAAAGGGGGAGAGAGGAGGGCUGGUGAGAGGCUAAGGAAAGGGAGAGAGGAGGGCUGGGUGAGAGGACGAAGGAAAGGAAGAGAGGUAGGGCUGGUGAGAGGCGAAGGAAAUCGAGAAGAGGGAGGGCUGGUGGAGAGGCCAGUGGGGAGGAAAGCGAGCAGAGGCAGGGCUUGGUGAGAGGCAAGUGGAGGAAAAGGGGAAGAGAGGAGGGCUGGUGAGAGAGGCGAAGGAAAGGGGAGAGAGGAGGGCUGGUGAGAGGCGGAGGAGGAAGGAAGGCGAGAGGGAGGCUGGUGAGAGGCGAAGGAAAGGGAGAGCGGAGGGCUGGUGAGAGGCGAACCCCUUAGUCUGCUGCUCUCUCCCUCCACUGAGACGGACCAUCAGAUGGAGGCACCAUCAGCCCAGUAAAAUAUAAAGCUCAUUAUUUAAUUUAAAUAUAUAUAUUUUUUGAAAUGGCAGAAACAAUGCAUUGGCCGGGCAAUAGAAGCAAAGCCAAUAUGCAGUGAUCAUGUAUUGGACCUAUAGCCUACUGCACAAACCUCAUUGGUACAGUACUGUUUUUAAUUGGUUAAUGUUGCAUAGGCUUAUGUUUUUAAAUCCUGUUAAAAAAUAAUAAUCUGGGUAGAUCUCGGAUUUCGUUUUGACUCGGUGAUCUUGACUCCCCUGUUAACACUAUUUGUGAUCGAUUCAACGCAAUAAUGUUAUGGGAAUAAUGCAUUUUUAUUUUGAAGUAGUUUCUUGUAUCAAACAACACUUUCAGUCACCUUGUCUGAAGGACAAGUGGAUAAACAGGUUGUCACGCCCUGCAAUUUUUUUUUUUUUUUCAAAAGUCUCAUGGAAUGUAGGUCUACAUUGAACACCACACAUUGGCUGCUACUGUAGGCUGAAUGAUAGAACAGCUAUUUUCCAUGUUAAAAUGUUAUGGGAUGCAUUUUCUCCAUUGUUUUUGAAGGUAGGCCACUCUGGUAGGCCUACAUUAUGAUCAAAUAGCCACAGCAGCCUACUUGGCCACUGUUUAAAACUAACUUCAAGCGGGUACAGCCUCAGUGUUCGUAGUAAACGCGCGCUGGCAGUUGCACAGAACUUUCACAACGUUCAAGUUUGCGCUCAACAGACCUGAAAUUUGCUCCAUGCCGAAAAAAUGUAGGGAACAUUGGUGACCACCAUUUUGCCUCAUUCAGCGGGACACAUCUCCCUUCGCAUAGAUCCAUGUCGUCGUUCAGCCACGACUCAGUGAAACAACAUUAAGAUAUUACAGUUUUUAAUGUCCCGUUGGUCGGAUAGUCUUCAAACGGAGAUCAUCCAGUUUAUUAUCCAGUGAUUGUACGUUGGCCAAUGGGAUGUGCGGUGUCCCUCAGGGCUCUUCCUUGGGCUCUUACUCUUUAUUUGGACAAGAAGCUAGAAUGACUGAAUGCUGAUGUGGUCCUCUGUAGCUCAGCUGGUAGAGCACGGCGCUUGUAACGCCAAGGUAGUGGGUUCGAUCCCCGGGACCACCCAUACACAAAAAAAAUGUAUGCACGCAUGACUGUAAGUCGCUUUGGAUAAAAGCGUCUGCUAAAUGGCAUAUUAUUAUUAUUAUUAUUAUUAUUAUUACUGAUGAUUCACACUCUGCAUGUCAGCACCAAAAGCCAGUUGAGCUCACUGAAAUUCUAAAUAAGGAGUUAAACAGUAUUAGAAUGGGUGAUCAAAAAAUUAAUAAAAUAAACUGAUCUUUAAAUGCAUCUAAAACUAAAAGGGGGGGGGGGGGAUAACUUUAUAGGCAUUUCAUUAAGUUUAGCUUCAACUAACGCAAGAUGAUCGCUUCAAGCAUUGUGGCAAUCAUCAUUAAUGUUCUGUAAUGUCAUGACAACCCCAGGAAGAGUAGUUGCUGCUUUCGCAACAGCUAAUGGAGAUCCUAAUCAAAUAACAAAUAAAUAAAUAAAUCUAAUGUCCAUACUGGUGUUAUUUGUGAACAGGAGUAUGCGGUGGGCAGCUCUGCUGACUGUAAGGACCCGCUGUGUUGUCGUAACGAGUCUGGAUCUCCCAGCUGGCGUCGGAGAGGGGCUGGGUUCUGGGGCUCCUACAGUAAAUGUGACCUGCCCCUGAGAACUGUGGAGAACCUGUUGGAGAACGCAGCUAGAACCGGACCAUGGGACUGGGUCUACUGGACGGGAGAUAUACCCGCUCAUAACAUCUGGUCUCAAACCAGGAAUCAACAACUGUCUGAACUCUCCGUUAUCACCAGACUGAUACACAGGUACACAUGGGGAUACACAAUCUCACACACAGGUUGAACGGUAACUGACCACCUUAUUCUUCUUCUCUCUCUGUAGUCACCUAGGUAACGUGAAGGUGUACCCGGCGAUCGGUAACCAUGAGAGCACACCUGUCAACAGUUUCCCCCCGCCGUUCGUCCAUGGCAACCGGUCGUCAAGCUGGCUCUAUGACACCAUGGCCGAGGAGUGGGCGCCAUGGUUACCAGAACAGGCCCUGAAGACCCUUAGGUAUGAUGAUGAUUGACUGAAUAAUCUUCUAGCUCAGCAGCCAAAUGGGCCUACAGGGUUGGAUGGAGUAGGGUAGGAAGUUCCCCCUAGAUGCUGAUCCUGGGUCAGCUUUUCCCCCCACUAAAGCUGAUCCCAUAUCUGUAUCUAGCGGGAAACUGAUCCCAGAUGGGGGAGUAGCCAUCUGUAGUGGGGAGUAGUUCUGCUGAGGUGGCGGUUGUGUUCCCCUGCUCAGACAUUGCAUGCAUCAACCAAUGGUUAUGUGCCACGUCACAUUUUACGUCAUUUAGCAGACGCUCUUAUCCAGAGCGACUUACAGUUAGUGAGUGCAUACAUUAUUAUUAUUUUUAUUUAUUUUUUCAUACCCCCCGUGGGAAUCAAACCCACAACCCUGGCGUUGCAAACGCCAUGCUCUACCAACUGAGCUACAUCCCUGCCGGCCAUUCCCUCCCCUACCCUGGACGACGCUGGGCCAAUUGUGCACCGCCCCAUGGGUCUCCCGGUUGCGGCCGGCUACGACAGAGCCUGGAUUCGAACCAGGAUCUCUAGUGGCACAGCCUUAGACCACUGCGCCACUCGGGAGUUGACUCAAUGACUGCAUUUGGGCACCAGAUUGCAAGUAUCAUGAUGUGGUUAGCUGACAUGUUAAAACACCUAUCCAGGCGUUGUGAGAUCUGGCAUGCUUCAGCAACGCCUGGGCAGAGGAACACUACCUGUCUGGGCCAGCAACACAUGGGUCCAGUGCCGUCAACGUCAUUUUAAGGCAGCCCCUCCACACCUCUCUGAUUUUAGAGGGGUUGGGUUAACUGUGGAAGACAUUUUAGUUGAAUGUAUAUCAUUUAGUUGUGCAACUGACCAGGUAUCUCCUCCCCCCUCCCGACUGGAUCAGCUAAACAUACAGUGCAUUCGGACAGUUUCAGACCCCUUCCCGUUUUCCACGUUGUGUUACGUUACAGCCAUAUUCAAAAAUGGAUUAAAUCAAUAAAAAUUCUACACACAAUACCCCAUAAUGACGAAGCGAAAACAGGUUUGUAGAAAUGUUUGCACAUUUAUUCAAAAUAAAAAAACAAAUACCUUAUUUAAAUAAGUAUUCAGACCCUUUGCUAUGAGACUUGAAAUUGAGCUCCGGUGCAUCCUGUUUCCAUUGAUUUAUCCUUGAUGUUUCUACAACUUGAUUGGAGUCCACCUGUGGUAAAUUCAAUUGAUUGGACAUGAUUUGGAAAGGCACACACCUGUCUAUAUAAGGUCCCACAGUUGAGAGUGCAUAUCAGAGCAAAAACCAAGCCAUGAGGUCAAAGGAAUUGUCUGUAGAGCUCUGAGACAGGAUUGUGUCGAGGCACAGAUCUGGGGAAGGGUACCAAAAAAUGUCUGCAGCAUUGAAGGUCCCAAAGAACACAGUGGCCUCCAUCAUUCUUAAAUGGAAGAAGUUUGGAACCACCAAGACUCUUCCUAGAGUUGGCCGCCCAGCCAAACUGAGCAAUUGGGGGAGAAGGGCCUUGGUCAGGGAGGUGACCAAGAACCCGAUGGUCAAUCUGACAGAGCUCUAGAGUUCCUCUGUGGAGAUGGGAGAACCUUCCAGAAGGACAACGACCCUAAGCGCACAGCCAAGACAACGCAGGAGUGGCUUCGGGACAAGUCUCCGAAUGUCCUUGAAAAUGUGAAAACGCUCCCAUUACAACCUGACAGAGCUUGAGAGGAUCUGCAGAGAAGAAUGGGAGAACCUCUCCAAAUACAGGUGUGCCAAGCUUGUAGCGUCAUACCCAAGAAGACUCGAGGCUGUAAUCGCUGCCAAAGGUUAUUCAACAAAGUACUGAGUAAAGGGUCUGAAUACUUAUGUAAAUGUGAUAUUUCUGUUUUUUAUAAACCUGUUUUUGCUUUGUCAUUAUGAGGUAUUGUGUGUAGAUCGAUGGGUAAAAAAACAACAACAAUGUAAUCCGUUUUAGAAUAAGGCUGUAACAAAAUGUGGAAAAAGUAAAGGGGUCUGAAUACUUUCUGAAUCCACUGUAGGCCCAUCUGUGGUGGUGGAGGUUGGGCCAGGCACCAGAAAGGGUAUGGGUUAGUUGCUGGUCACAGACUCAGAGGAACUAGUUAAUGGAGUAGUUUACCCCUAAACAAGGCAAUAGUAAACAAUGUCGUCCCCCCACGAAUGAUGCAGCACACCCCCCUUGGGCCAAUUCGUGACAAUUUUAUAACAAAUUUGCAUUAAUUAAUAAGUGAAAACAUUCAACUUGAUGGGUCCCAAUAGAUUUCAGUUGGUUACUAUAGCGACCCCCUGGCCAUUCUGCUGGAUCUUAAUGACUCGUUAUUCAGCCAAGUUGUCAAUGAGAUCACGUGUGACUAACAUGCCUACUAACAAACGGACGGCGACCAUAGUCCCCGGACGGCGACCGAUUUCCCCUUGGGCGACCAUAGUCCCCCUCCAUUUCCCCUUGGGCGACCAUAGUCCCCCUCCCCUUUUUUUCCCCUUUGGGGACAAAAGGUUUUUAGAGAUGUUUACAUAACCGGGGCCCGGGGGCAUUUGGGUUUGUGUCAUUUCUCUGUGAUUGAGGCUUUUAUAUUUCUGCUAAUUUGUUUCCCUCGCUCUCCCUCACCCCUCUCCCUCACCCCUCUAUCCGCAUGGUGGGUUCUACACGGUAGAGGUCCAGCCAGGUCUUCGGUGUUCCCUGAACAUGAGUUUUGUGCCGGGGAAAAAUUUCUGGGUGAUGGUCACUCACUGCCCUCUACCACUCCGUGGCUGUCCCAUACUACAAAGGCGCGAGGGGAAAAGGGAGGGGGGGGGGGUUUUUAAGAACCACUCCAGUGGGGUGGCCCUUCCUAGCUACUGGGGGGGAGGGUUAUAAAGACCAGCCCCAGGUGGGGUGCCAAUAUACUGCGGCUUUCUGGGGAGGAAAGGUUUUAAUCCACUCCAGGUGCCUGGCCCAAAAACUGGCCGGGUACUUGGGAGGAGGAGGUUUUUGAUACCAGCUCCUUUUCUUUUCCCAAAAACUGCGGCUACUUUGGGGGAGGGGGUUUAGAUGACCACUCCAGGGGGGCUGGCCCCUAUCCCCGCGGGUCCUGGGGGAGGAGGAGGGUUUUAAAAAGGGAUGCCGCUCCCCGUGGCUGGCCAAAAUACGCGGGCUACUGGGAGGGGAGGGUUUUAAAACCCCCAGUGCUGGCCAAAUCGCACUACGGGAUGGGAGGAGGGGUUUUAAUUCCACUCCAGGUUUCUGGCCAAUAUACUCAGGCUACUUUAGAGGAGGGUUAAAGACCCUCCGGUGGGGUGGCCCUUCUGCAGGGGUACUGGGGGGAGGAGGAGGGUUAUAAUACCACUUUCCCGGUGGCUGCCAAUAUACUGCAGGCUACUGGGGAGGAGGGGGUUUUGAUGCCAGCUCCCGUGCUGGCCAAAAUACUCAGGGGUACUGGGGGGAGGGGGGUUUAAUGCCGCUCCAGUGGCUGGGCCAAUAAUGCGGCUCUGGGAGGAGGAGGGGUUUUAGUGACCGCCCGUGGCUGGGCAAAAUCUGAAGCUACUGGGGGGAGGGGAGGGGGAAUGACCAGCUCCAGGUGCUGGGGCCAAUAAUGCAGGAAAACUAGGAAAGGAAAUUCACUCAUGGGAGGCAUUACUGCGGGCUACUUGGGAGGAGAGGGGUUUUAGAUACCCUCCCUGGGGUCCAAUUAAAGCGGGGUACUGGAGGAGGGGGGUUAUGAUGACCAGCCCGGGGGCUGGCCAAAAUAAAAGCGGCUACUGGGGAGGAGGAGGGUUAAGAUACCAGCUCCGGUGGCUGGCCAAUACUGCAGGGCUACUGGAGGGGAGGAAAAGGGUUAUAUAACCGCUCCAGGGGGCUGGCAAAAUAUCGGCUACUGGGAGGAGGGGGGUUAUAGAGACCCCCCAGGGGGCGGCCCAAUAUACUUUUCAGGCUACUGGAGGGGGAGGGGUUUUAAUACCCCCAAAAAAGGGGGGCGGCCUAAUGCGGCUACUGGAGGAGGGGUUUAGAUGACCGCUCCGGUGCCGGGCCCAAAACCCCGCAGGGUACUGGGAGGAAGGGUUUAAUGACCAGCUCCAGGGCUGGCCAAACUGGGGGCUACUGGGAGAGGGUUAUAAUGACCACUCCAGGGGGCUGGCCAAAAUACUGCAGCUAUGGGAGGGGAGGUUUAGAUGCCCUCCAGGUGGGGCAAAAAUACUGCAGCACUGGGAGGAGAGGGGUUUUAAAAUCCAGCUCCAGUGGGCUGGCCCAAAAUAUGCGCUCGGGAGGAGGAGGGGUUUUGAUGACCAGCUCCCCCCCCUGGCUGGCCAAUAUCUGCGGCUAAGGGAGGGGGAGGGUUAAAGAUGACCCCCCUCCAUGGCGGCCAAAUAAAUGCAGGCCCACACUCUGGGGGGGGAGGGUUAUAGAUGCCAGCUCCGUGCUGCAAUUACUGCAGGCUAUUGAAAAAAACCGCUCCACUGGCCAAUAUACUGCAGGCUACUGGGAGGAGGAGGAGGGUUAUAGAUACCGCCCAGGGGGCUGGCCCAAAAUCGGGGGCACUGGGAGGGAGGAGGGUUAUAGAUGACCAGCUCCAGGUGGCGGGCCAAUAUACUGCAGGCUACUGGGAGGAAGGGGGUUUUUGAGCCCACUCCAGGUGGCUGGCCAAAAUACGCACUACUGGGAAAAGAGAGGGGCAAAGCCCCAAACCCCACGGGGGUGGGGAAAAUUUGGUAAUUUAAAGUUAGGUCCUUUCAAUCUAAUUUUAUUUAAAUGCCCAAGAAAAAUAUGGGGGGGGGGAAACCCCCCCCCCCCCCCCCCCCCCCCCCCCCUUUUUUUUUUUUUUUUUUAGGGGGGGGGGGUUUUUUUUUUUUUUUUUGGGGGUUUGGGGUUUGGGGUUUUGUUUUUUUUUGUUGGUGUUUGUUUGGGGGUUUGGGGGGGGGCCUUUUUUUUUUUUUUUGUUUUUUUCCCCCUUGGGUUUUUUUUUCUUGUUUUGGGGGUCUUUGCUUUGCUGGCUGUUUCCCCCCGUUCUUCCCCCCCCCCCCCCCCGUCUGUCUUCCUCCCCCCCUUUCCCGUUUUCCGGUCCUCUCCCCCUCCUGUCUGUCGUCCCCCCCCCCCCUCCCGUCUGUCGUCCCCUCUCCCCCCCCGUCUGUCUGUCUGUCCCUCCCCCCCCUUCCCCGUCCCUGUCUGGUUUCCCCCUCCCCCCCCUGUCUGUCCCGUUCCCCCUCCCCCCCCUGCUGUCCCCCUCUCCCCCCCCCCUGUCCCGUCCCCUCUCCCCCUCCUGUCCCGUCCCCUUUUUCCCCCCCCCCUCCCCCUCUCCCCCCCCUUGUCUGUCCCCCCCCCUCCUGUCCUGUUUUCCCCCCGUCUGUCCCCCCCCUCCUGUCUGUCUGUUCCCUUCCUCCCCCUUUCCCCCUCCCCCUUCCCGUCCGUCUGUCCCUCCCCCCCCUCCUGUCUGUCCCGUUUCCCCCCCCCCCCCCUUUCCCGUCUUCUGUCCCCCCUCCCCUCCUGUCUGUCUGUCCCUCUCCCCCCCCCUUGUCUGUCCCGUCCCUCUCCCCCCUCCUGUCUGUCGGUCCCCUCUCCCCCCCCCCUGUCCCUUUUUGUUCCCUCUCCUCCCCCCCCCUGUCCCGUCCCCGUUUCCCCCUCCCCCCCUUUUUUCCCGUCUGUCCCUCCCCCCCCCCUGUCCCGUCGUCCCUCUCCCCCCCUUCCCGUCCGUCCCCCUCCCCCUCCUGUCCUUUCCCCCCCCCCCCCCCUGUCUGUUUCCCCCUCCCCCUCCCUGUCUUGUCCCCCCUCCUGGGCUGUCCCCUUUCCCCCCCCUUCCCGUCUGUCCCGUCCCUCUCCCCCCCUGUCUGUCUGUCCCCCCCUCCCCCCCCCUCCUGUCUUUCUGUCCCCUUUUCCCCCUCCUUCUGGGCCCGUCCCCCUCCCCCUCCUGUCGGGCCGUCCCCCUCCCCCCCCUGUCUGUUGUCCCUCUCCCCCUCCUGUCUGUCUGUCCCUCUUCCCCUCCUGUCCCCGUCUGUCCCUCUCCCCCCCCUGUCUGUCUGUCCCUCUCCCCCUCCUGUCUUUGUCUGUCCCUCUCCCCCUCCCGUCUGUCUGUUUCCCCUCUCCCCCUCCCGUCUUUUCCCUCUCCCCCUCCUGUCUGUCUGUCCCUCUCCCCCUCCUGUCUGUCCCUCUUCCCCUCCUGUCCCGUCCCUCUCCCCCUCCUGUCUGUCCCCCCUCCUCUGUCUGUCUGUCCCCCCUCCUGUCUGUCUGUCCCCCAUCCUGUCUGUCCCUCUCCCCCCCUGUCUGUCCCUCUCCCCCUCCUGUCUGUAUGUCCCCCUCCUGUCUGUCCCUCUCCCCCUCCUGUCUGUCCCUCUCCCCCUCCUGUCUGUCCCUCUCCCCCUCCUGUCUGUCCCUCUCCCCCUCCUGUCUGUCCUGUCCCUCUCCCCCUCCUGUCUGUCUGUCCCUCUCCCCCUCCUGUCUGUCUGUCCCUCUCCCCCUCCUGUCUUUCUGUCCCUCUCCCCCUCCUGUCUUUCUGUCCCUCUCCCCUCCUGUCUUUCUGUCCCUCUCCCCCUCCUGUCUUUCUGUCCCUCUCCCCCUCCUGUCUGUCUGUCCCUCUCCCCCUCCGUCUGUCUGUCCCUCUCCCCUCCUUUUUCUUUCUGUUCCCUCUCCCCCUCCUGUUUUCUGUCCCUCUUUCCCCCCCCUGUCUUCUGUCCCCCCCUCCUGUCUGUUUUGUCCCCCCCUCCUGUCUGUCUGUCCCCCCUCCUGUCUGUCGGGCCCUCUCCCCCCCCUGUCUGUCUGUCCCCCUCCCCUCCUGUCUUUUGUUCCCUCUCCCCCCCCUGUCUGUCUGUCCCUCUCCCCCCCUCCUGUCUGUCUGUCCCUCUCCCCCCCCCUGUCUGUUUCCCCUCCCCCUCCUGUCUGUCCCUCUCCCCCUCCUGUCUGUCUGUCCCCCUCCCCCUCCUGUCGUCGUCCCUCUCCCCCUCCUGUCUGUCCUCUCCCCCUCCUGUCUGUCCCUUUUCCCCCCCCGUCUGUCCCUCCCCCUCCGUCUGUCCCGUCCCUCUCCCCCUCCUGUCUGUCUGGUCCCCCCUCCUGUCUGUCUGUCUGUCUCAGGUCCACAUCAUUGGUCACAUCCCCCCUGGUCUCUGUUUGAGCAGCUGGAGUUGGAACUACUACCACAUCAUCAACCGGUAGGAAGGGCUAGUGUCUACUGGUCAUGUAAAAUGAUAACUACUACCACAUCAUCAACCGGUAGGAAGGGCUAGUGUCUACGUGGUCAUGUAACUGAUAACUACUACCACAUCAUCAACCGGUGGAAGGGCUAGUGUCUGCGUGGUCAUGUAACUGAUAACUAUACCACAAACAUCAACCGGUAGGAAGGGCUAGUGUCUGCGUGGGGCAUGUAACUGAUAACUACUACCACUCAUCAACCGGUAGGAAGGGCUAGUGUCUACGUUUGGGCAUGUAACUGAUAACUACUCCACAUUCUCAACCGGUAGGAAGGGCUAGUGUCUGCGUGGGGCUGAAACUGAUAACUACCAACCACAUCAUCAACCGGUAGGGAAGGGGCUAUUUUCUGCGUGGUCAUGUAACUGUAACUACUCCACAUCAUCAACCGGUAGGAAGGGUAGUGGGCUACGUGGUCAUUUUACUGAUAACUACUACCACAUCAUCAACCGGUAGGAAGGGCUAGUGUCUGCGUUGGUCAUGUAACUGAUAACUACUACCACAUCAUCAACCGGUAGGAAGGGCUUUGUGUCUGCGUGGUCAUGGGAACUGAUAAAUAACUACUUACACAUCAUCAACCGGUAGGAAGGGCUAGUGUCCCGCGUGGUCAAUGUAAAUGAUAACUACUACCACAUCAUCAACCGGUAGGAAGGGUAGUGUCUGCGUGGUCAUGUAACUGAUAAACUACUACCACAUUAUCAACCGGUAGGAAGGGCUAGUGUCUGCGUGGUCUGUAACUGAUAACUACUACCAAAAUCCAUAACCGGUAGGAAAGGGCUAGUGUCGCGUGGUCAUGUAACUGAUAACACUACCACACUCAUCAACCGGUAAGAAGGGGUAGUGUCUGCGUUGGGGCAAUGUAACUAAAACUACACCACAUCAUCAACCGGUAGGAAGGGCUAGUGUCCUGCGUGGUCAUGUAACUGAAAAACUACUACACCAUCAUCAACCGGUAGGAAGGGCUAGUGUCUACGUGGUCAUGUAAAAUGAUAAAUACUACCACAUCAUCAACCGGUAGGAAGGGCUAGUGUCUACUGGGUCAUGUAACUGAUAACUACUACCACAUCAUCAACCGGUAGGAAGGGCUAGUGUCUGCGUGGUCAUGUAACUGAUAACUACUACCACAUCAUCAACCGGUAGGAAGGGCUAGUGUCUGCGUGGUCAUGUAACUGAUAACUACUACCACAUCAUCAACCGGUAGGAAGGGCUAGUGUCUACGUGGUCAUGUAACUGAUAACUACUACCACAUCAUCAACCGGUAGGAAGGGCUAGUGUCUACUGGUCAUGAAAACGAUAAACUACUACACAUCAUAAAACCGGUAGGAAGGGCUAGUGUCUACGUGGUCAUGUAACUAUAACUACUACCAUACAUCAACCGGUGGGAAAGGGCUAUGUUUUACGUGGUAUGUACUGAUAACUACUACCACAUAUCAACCGGUAGGAAGGGCUAUGUCUACGGGUAUGUUCUGAUAACUACUACCACAUCAAACGGUAAGGAAGGGGUGUGUUACGUGGUCAUGUAACUGAUAAUACUACAACAUCAUAACCGGAGGGAAGGGUAGUGUUACGUGGUCAUGAACUGAUAACUACUCCACAUCAUAAACCGGUAGGAAGGGCUAGUGUCUAGUGGUCAAGUAACUAACUCUACCAAUCUUUCAACGGGGGGGGAAGGGCUAGUGUCUACGUGGUCAUAUAACAGUCCUCUUUUCCUUGGUAGCCACUACAUGAUCCCAGACUGGAACAAUCUACUGUCACUUCAAUAUAUACUGAACACAAAUAUAAACGCAACAUGCAACAAUUUCAACGGUUUUACUCUCAGUUCAUAUAAUGAAAUCAGUCAAUUUAAAUACAUUCAUUAGGCCCUAAUCUAUGGAUUUCACAUGUCUGGGCAGGGGCCCAGCCAUGGGUGGGCCUGGGAGGGCGUAGGCCCACCCAAUGGGGAGCCAGGCCCAGCCAAUCAGAAUGAGUGUUUCCCCACAAAAGGGCUUUAUUACAGACAGAAAUACUCCUCAGUUUCAUCAGCUGUCCGGGUGGCCGGUCUCAGACGAUCCCGCAGGUGAAGAAGCUGGAUGUGGAGGUCCUGGGCUGGCGUGGUUACACGUGGUCUGCGGUUGUGAGGCCGGUUGGACGUACUGCCAAAUUCUCAAACUACGUUGGAGGCGGCUUAUGGUAGAGAAAUGAACAUUACAUUCUCUGGCAACAGGUCUGGUGGACAUUCCUGCAGUCAGCAGUUGCACGCUCCCUCAACUUUAGAAGUCUGUGGCAUUGUGUUGUGACAAAACUGCACAUUUUAGAGUGGCCUUUUAUUGUCCCCAGCACAAGGUGCACUUGUGUAAUGAUCACGCUGUUUAAUCAGCUUCUUGAUAUGCCACACCUGUCAGGUGGAUGGAUUAUCUUGGCAAAGGAAAAAUGCUCACUAACAGGGAUGUAAACAAAUUUGUGCACAACAUUUGAGAGAAAUUAUAUUUUUGUGCGUAUGGAAAAUUUGAUAUUUUUAUUUCGGCUCAUGAAACAUGGGGCCAACACUUUACAUGUUGUGUUUUGUAUUUUUGUUCAGUGUAUAUAACCCCAGACUGGAACCAAUCAGUCAGUUAAUUUUUUUAUAUCGUCAUGUGGACUCCAGACGACAUUCAGUUCUCUCUCACUGGUUCUCACACCUCUCCUCAGGGACCCCCUUCCAUGUGUUCGAUCUAUUCCAGAGCUAACGCACCUGGUUCAACUUGUCAAUUAAUCAUCAAGCCCUUGAGUUGAUUAAUCAGGUGAGCUACAACAAAAUAGUGGUCUUCCCUGAGGAGAGGUUUAAGAACUAGUUCUCUCUGACUGAUGUAAGUUCAGGAUCGGAUCAGAAUUGUUCUACUGUGGGAGAUUUAAUAUGUGUAUCCGUCCGUGUCCAGGUAUGAGGGUACAAUCACGGGUCAGUUCUUUGGCCACACCCACAUGGAUGAGUUCCAGAUGUUUUAUGACGAGGAGACGAUGACGAGGGCUGUGGGCGUGGCCUUCGUCGCUCCCUCCGUCACCACCUAUGUCAACCUCAACCCAGGUACACACACACAAACCUCAACCCAGGCACACAAACCUCAACCCAGGCACACAAACCUCAACCCAGGCACACAAACCUCAACCCAGGCACACAAACCUCAACCCAGGCACACAAACCUCAACCCAGGCACACAAACCUCAACCCAGGCACACAAACCUCAACCCAGGCACACAAACCUCUUUCCAGGCACACAAACCUCUUUCCAGGCACACAAACCUCUUUCCAGGCACACAAACCUCUUUCCAGGCACACAAACCUCAACCCAGGCACACAAACCUCAACCCAGGCACACAAACCUCAACCCAGGUCAGAUACUUUUACAGUUAUCACUCGUGCACAUAGACGUGCGCGUACAACCUCAAACCCCAUGUCAGACAGACUCUAUACCCACCGAUUGCCUAUCCCAGACCCCUGUCCUAAUCUCACCUCUGUUAUAACACCCCACCCCCCCUAAAUCAGAAUGUAUGGUCUCUUCUACUCUGUCAGAGGACAAGACCUCAUGAAACUGUUGUAUAGUCAUGUUCUAGAAACAUUUCAAACAUUUUCCGUACAACUUCUCUAAAUGUUGUUUCUGGUUGCCAGGUUACCGGGUCUACCUGGUUGACGGUAACUACAAGGGCAGUUCUCGGUUCGUUCUGGACCAUGAGACGUACAUCCUAAACCUUACAGAGGCUAACCGACAGCCUGAAGGAGUCUCCUCCCUGCUCCCCACCACCUCACAACUCCCCCUCUACCCCAACCCUGACCCCAACCCCAAAUGGACCCUCCUCUACCGCGCGUCGGAAGCCUACGGCGUCUCCUCCCUGUUCCCGUCGGACUGGGACGGGCUGAUCCGGACCUUCCUCCAGGACGACCGUGUGUUCCAGCGGUUCUGGUACCUCAGACAUAAAGGCCACGUGUCAGAGCCCUGUAAAGAAGCCUGUAAAACCACCGUCCUCUGUUUCCUACGUUCAGGCAGAUAUGAUGAGCUGGAGCAGUGUGAUCUGAUGCAGUUCAGGAGAGAUAUGGUUAGAGCUGUUAGGAAGACACUGUGUUGAACUGGGUUAGGGCGGG
Molecule: messenger RNA, 25692 nt
Organism: Coregonus sp. 'balchen'
Lineage: Eukaryota; Metazoa; Chordata; Actinopteri; Salmoniformes; Salmonidae
Source: the annotation of a GenBank genome assembly